AUGACGAAGUUAUUUUUGUUGGGUGUUAUUCCCCUCUUUCUUCUCCGCUUCUGCUGCGGAUGUAUCCACAGGGAAAGGGAAGCUCUUCUUCACAUUAGAGCCGUCUCAAAUGACUCUUCUGAUCGCUCUCCCUUUCUUCCUGUGUAUUCGUGGGACGGCAUAUCCUGCAAUAACACCACGCAUCAUGUAGUCGGUGUUGAUCUGACAGAGCUUUUUGAUCUGCCGCGUUUGGUGGAAGGAGGCAUCAUAUGGCCGAGCUUGUGCGCCCUCACUUUUCUUGAAACCGUAGACCUCUCUUGGAAUAGAAUAUCGGGUACUCUUCCUCCCUGCUUGGGAAACCUCUCCUCUCAAACACCUGGAUUUAAGCUAUAA
This is a messenger RNA of Cryptomeria japonica (Japanese cedar), 372 nucleotides long. Its product is annotated as putative leucine-rich repeat receptor-like serine/threonine-protein kinase At2g14440. The record is from RefSeq and is a predicted model, not a curated record. Gene Ontology annotation, molecular function: protein binding. Bases 1 to 372 code for a protein of 123 amino acids. The transcript has a single exon. NCBI's taxonomy places the organism in Eukaryota, Viridiplantae, Streptophyta, Pinopsida, Cupressales, Cupressaceae.